This is a messenger RNA of Eruca vesicaria subsp. sativa (arugula), 2493 nucleotides long. NCBI's taxonomy places the organism in Eukaryota, Viridiplantae, Streptophyta, Magnoliopsida, Brassicales, Brassicaceae. The record is from the annotation of a GenBank genome assembly.
AUGGAAGCUUGUACUAGAAAAUCACCUAAGAGUAAUGCUAAUUCAGCUAAUCAGAAACAGAAUCCUAAUGUUCUUGUAGAGGUAAACAACAUUGAGAACCAGCUAUGGACGUUAAUCAACUCAAAAGGUAUAUUGCAUCCAGAUGUUUCAAAACUAUACACUAAAGCAGGUUUGACCUAUGAGCAAAUCUUUAAAAGCAAUCUCCAACAAGAAGAGCUUCAAGAAGUUGAGUUCUGUCUCUGGAAACUUCACUAUAAACACAUAGAUGAGUUCCGUAAAGGCGUCAAGACAGAUGAUCCUGCCAAGCAAGAAACUCAUACGAAAGCAUUCAAGAUGUUUCUCUUAAGAGCCGCCGAUUUUUAUAAGAGUCUGAUCUCCAAAGUUAGCGAGGAAUCUGGAUUCUUAUGCCAUCGUUUCUAUAUUUGUCUUGGUGAUCUUGAAAGGUAUAAAGAACAGUAUCUGAAAACACAUGAACAUCCUAAUUGGUCAACAGCAGCUAGUUACUAUCUUGAAGCUGCAAACUCUUGGCCUGAUAGUGGGAAUCCUCAUAACCAGCUAGCUGUGUUGGCUACUUAUGUUGGUGAUGAGUUCUUGGCUUUGUACCAUUGUGUGAGAAGCUUAGCUGUGAAAGAACCUUUCCCUGGUGCUUCCAACAAUCUUCUUUUGUUGUUUGAGAAGAACAGAUCUUCUCAGUUGCAGUCUCUGUCUACUGAUGCACAGUUUAACUUCUUAAACCCAUCAGAGAGAAGUUAUUUCUCAAAAGAGAAAGGAGACUUGAUGUCUGGAACUGAUUUAUGGCCAUUGAUGGUUCGAACUAUUAGUUUCUUUUUCCUCAAUUCCAGUUUGGAUGACUUUGGUUUCUCAUUUGCAUCAACUAUAAGAGAAAUGGAUGCAGCGUUUGCAGUUGAUGAUAAGAACCUAGAAGCCAUGUUGGAGUCUUAUCAAGUUAUGAACUCCUCAAGAAAGGGACCUUAUAGAAUCCUCCAACUUGUUGCAGUUUUCAUCUUCAUCUUCCACAACUUAGCUAAAGAGGAAGUAAAGAUAACAAACUUAACCUUAACAAUGGUGUUCAUUGUCAUGGGGAGAGUUGUUGAGAGAUGUUUGAAGACAAGUCCCUUGGAUUCUUGUCCUCUCUUACCUGCUCUACUUGUAUUUCUAGACUACUUACCGUUUCUGCUUGACAAGACCGAAGAAGAAGAAUGUAGGUUUGAUGAGGAGAGUGAGAUUGCAAUAUCUUACUUCUUUGGAAAACUUGUUGAGUUCUUGAACCAGUUAAAGGUGAAAGACCAAAACUGUUCUGCUCUUUGGGAGGAUCAUGAACUGAGGUCACUGGCUCCUCUUGCUCCUAUACAUCUGCUUCUAAAUUUCUCAAGUCAUAUGGAACUAAGAGAGAGUUUUGAUAAAGGAAAGGAGAUUCGUCUUCAACGGAUUUUAAAUUCAGCUAUUAAGAUCUCAAGUAGACAGAAGAAGGGCUCUCAAAAGUGGUUAGUCUUUGACAAGCAAGGGACUUGGUCCUACUCAACUUCAAGUGCAUUGCUAUGCAAAGAAGAGAGAAGUAACAGAACAUGUGUUGCUGUAGGAACUCUUGAGAAUGAGAGUGAAAGAUCUGUGCCUGCAGAAGAGGAAGAAGUCAUUCUUCUAAAGCCGCUUGUAAGGUCUCAAUCUGCACCAAUCUCUUCUUCUGGCAUUGCAACAAAGCCACUCAGCUCAGAUAACCCAACUUCAUCUGAUGAGAGCCUAAAACGUACCUCAUCACUCAUUGUGAACAGCCAUAACCCACAGGGUACUAACUCUGAAAGCUUCAGCUUGAUGCAAGGUCUUAAGAAGACAGAACCGGAACUAGAAGAAGGCACAGUCUCAGGAAGACCUCCAUCACUAAGCGCGUGGGUAGUUGACAAGAAGGAAGAUAAUGGGAAAUUUGGUUUGAGUAAAGCAAAUGGGUUAAGCUCUAUUGAUGAAGCAAGUCCUGUUACAUGCUUUGAUAGUCUCUCAACUCCUACUCCAUCUGCUCCAUUACUUCCUGAAGACGCUUCUUGGUUUCAUGAUGGUGUUAGUACAAACCAAGCAGAGAGCUUCUAUGAUCAGACAAGACAUAUGGAACCACCUGGUUUCAUGAAGUCAUACACAAACACGCCACUUGUUGGGAUGUCUUCUUCUGAAUGGUUACGUAGGUACAGAGAGAGUAUGAAUCAUGGACCAGCCUAUUCCUAUCAAGCUCAGGGGACAGACAACUUCUUGGCUCAUGGUUCUUCCAAGUUCAGUCUGUUAGCAAGGUACGGGACACCAAAUGAUCAAUCAGUGAUCACUUCGGAGAACUCAAUGUUUCAUCCUCAGCUUUACAAUGAAUCUAGAGGAGAGAAGCUCUGCAACGGUCAGCAAAGCACAAGAAACGCUUAUGGAUUCAGUGAUGAUCCUGGACCGUUUCUUAGAUACUUGAGAGAGAAAGAGUGGCUGAAUGAGAAUGGCGAGAGGUUAAGAGAAGGUUGUAAGUGA